This is a messenger RNA of Amblyraja radiata (thorny skate), 2218 nucleotides long. RefSeq names its product solute carrier family 25 member 46 (gene slc25a46). Gene Ontology annotation, biological process: mitochondrial fission; mitochondrial membrane fission; axon development. Bases 469 to 1446 code for a protein of 325 amino acids. Gene Ontology annotation, cellular component: mitochondrial outer membrane. NCBI's taxonomy places the organism in Eukaryota, Metazoa, Chordata, Chondrichthyes, Rajiformes, Rajidae. The record is from RefSeq and is a predicted model, not a curated record. The transcript has 8 exons.
CACCAAUUUCUGUGCAGAGGAGGACUUUGGGGAAGCUAUUGCAUUCUGUGUAUCUACAACUUCUUGCUUUACAAAAAAGUUGUCUCCAAUUGCCCCUUAUUCCAGUUCCUUUGUUAUGCCUCAAAUUUCUUACAUAGGAUUAUACGAAUGUUUUAAAUGAAACAUUUAACUUGCUUUGUUGGUUGAUGGAUUUAUUCAUAAAGGGAACCUGUUCAACUUCCAUUCGUCACAAGUAACAGCACUCAAAGUCUCCAAAAUAAUUCAAAUGCUUCUAUUAAUCUUUAUCCCACUCUCACUCUCAUAGCCUGGUGUAAAUUAGAGAAACUGUAAACAAAGUACAUCUGGCUCCUCUUGUCAGAACAUCAGUGUUAUUCCUAUGAUGCAACUGCAGAUGUUGGUGUAAACUGAAGAUAGUCACAAGAUGCUGGAGUAACUCAGCAGGACAGGCAGCAUCUCUGGAGAGAAGGAAUGGAUCAGUUAAACAGAUUUGCAGGAUUUGGCAUUGGUCUUGCAAGUCUCUUCACAGAAAAUGUUUUGGCACAUCCCUGUAUUGUUUUUCGGCGGCAGUGUCAGGUCAAUUAUCAUGCAAAAAAUUAUCAUCUUACUCCUUUCACCGUUGUUAACAUAAUGUACAAUUUCAGCAAAACACAGGGUUUAAAAGGAUUAUGGAAAGGGAUGGGAAGUACGUUUAUUGUUCAAGGAGUAGCUUUGGGUACUGAAGGCGUCAUAAGUGAAUUUGCACGUCUUCCUAGAGAGGUUUCACAUAAAUGGAGUCCAAAACAAAUUGUUGGUCAUCUUGUACUCAAAGGGUUGACAUGUGCUGUGGCAAUGCCUUUUUACUCGGCUAGUUUAAUCGAAACUGUGCAGAGCGAGAUCAUUAGAGACAAUCCAGGAAUAUUUGAUUGCGUGAAGGAAGGUGUAUGCAGACUGGUGGGAAUGGGUGUCCCACACAGCAAGCGCCUGCUUCCUCUUGGAGUCUUAAUCUUUCCAACUGUCUUGCAUGGAGUGCUCCAUUACAUCAUCAGUGCCAUCAUUCAGAAGUUAAUUCUAUUUUUUCUACGGAGGAAGGCAUCACAUCAGUGCCCAGCUGAUGCUUCCAGUUCCAUACAGACUGUGCUGGACGCUUAUUUCCCUGAACUUUUUGCUGCUUUUGUUGCUAAUCUUUGUGCUGAUGUUUUAGUUUAUCCAUUGGAAACUGUACUUCACCGCCUUCACAUUCAAGGAACACGCACCAUCAUUGAUAACACAGACCAUGGAUAUGAAGUUCUUCCUAUUAACACCCAGUAUGAAGGAAUGAAAGACUGCAUUAAUGUAAUCAAGAAAGAAGAAGGCAUAUUUGGCUUCUAUAAGGGUUUUGGGGCAGUUCUUGUCCAGUACACAUUGCAUGCUGCUGUACUGCAGAUUACUAGAAUAAUAUAUUCGACAUGGUUGCAAAAUACCACUUAAUCCAGGAGUUUAAGAUGUCAUUGGUAAAUAACCAAUAGUCAUGAAGAACAAGUUAUUAAUUUCCUAUGAUGUAUGUUAGAAGCACUAAUAAAAUGCACUCUGUAACUAUUUAAACUACUGAGUUGUUAAAUCUAGUUUUAAAAAUAAGUAUUUGUAAAAUUGUAAAGCUGCCCAUGAUUUAUGACUUUUAAUGUCCUUUUAAUUUAGAUUCCUGCCAUUCCCCAUGAUUCUCUUUUUGAAGUAUCAUUUUCUCCCACAAUGCAGUAUCCAUCCAAAUCAGAAUAAGCCAAAAGGAAUGAUAAACAUAUUCUCUAUUACUUAACAUGAAAAUAACUGAUAGAGCUGUUUCCUUUGUAAUUUUUGAUAAGCAUCUUUACUUUUAUUGGCACACCUUCUGCAUGGAAUAGAUUUUUCAUGUCUCCUUGCCUCAUUUAUUUCAUGGAAGAAUGUCACAAUGUGGACAAACCGAAUUCUUCAUCCCUAGUGAAUUUAUCUGCUGAAAACUAUUAAAUGGUAAGAAAAGGAGAAUCAUAAUUUGGCUUAAUGUUUAGUUAAAGUUAGAGUGCUUUAUUACUGCAGUGUUGUAAUUUACUAAUUUUGACUGGCUUUGCCUUAUUGGAUUUCUUUAUUUCCAGGUAUCAAGAAUGUGGCUUUUUUGUAUAUAAUAAUUAUCUUUAUCAUUGUACAAACCAUAAUAUGAUGAAUGAAAGCUAACGCGUUCUUUGAGUUCCAUUUGUGAUCUGGAUACAAAUGAACAUACUUCCUAUUUUUU